AUGGGUGAUAUCUUGAAGAGGCCUUCUAGCAGAUAUUCUGCGGCAUUUGAGACACUUGCUUUGAAAUUGAAAAACUGUGAAAUGAUCAAAGAAUAUGGUCAAGAAGUAUUUAUUUUUGCUGAAGCAACAAAUGGGUUUGGACCCAAAGAGGAGAAAGCCUUGGCAACAUUAGCAGAAUGGUCGAAAGACGGGUUUGAUAAGGUUAUGGUAGAACACAAGUUAGAUGCAAUUAUAACCCCUGGUUCGUCGUUUUCAACUGUUCUUGCCAUUGGAGGAUACCCAGGAAUUAGCGUUCCUGCAGGAUAUGAUAAAGAUGGUGUGCCAUUUGGUAUAUGUUUUGGAGGUUUAAAGGGUACAGAACCUAAGCUUAUUGAGAUAGCCUAUGGUUUUGAACAAGCUACACAAAUUAGAAAGCCUCCUACACUUUGA
Messenger RNA from Chenopodium quinoa (quinoa), 429 nucleotides. Its product is annotated as glutamyl-tRNA(Gln) amidotransferase subunit A-like. The record is from RefSeq and is a predicted model, not a curated record. The coding region runs from base 1 to 429 and encodes 142 amino acids. The transcript has 2 exons. Lineage: Eukaryota; Viridiplantae; Streptophyta; Magnoliopsida; Caryophyllales; Amaranthaceae.